AUGUUUCCCGUCCUCCUCCUCAUCGCGGCCGCGAUAGGCGCGCUGCUCCUCUACCUCUACCGGGCCGAGUCCCGCCUGCUCCUCCCCUGGGUCCCGGACGCCUCGGCACGGCUCUUCGCACAGCGACCACUGCCGCCACCGCUCGACGACACCUUCCUGUCCUCGCCAACCUACACCCUACCAUUGCGCACGCGGGGGCGCGACGUGGUCGACGCGCGCGGGCGGCGCUUCAAGCUGUCGAGCGUCAACUGGUACGGCGCGUCGGACGAGCUGUUCGUGCCGGGGGGGCUCGACGUCAAGCACCGCGACGAGAUCGCCCGCAUCGUGCGCGCCAUGGGCUUCAACUCGGUCCGCCUCCCCUACGCCGACGAGCUCGUCCUGCGCAACCCCGUCGUGCCGCCCCACCUGCUCGCCGCCAACCCGGACCUCGCCGGCCGCCGCGCCAUGGAUGUGUUGGAGGCUGUCGUGGACGCGCUCACGCGCGCGGGCAUCGCCGUGAUUGUGAACAACCACAUCACGAGCGCGACCUGGUGCUGCGGGGCGGACCCCUGCGACGCCGGCUGGGCCAACGACCACCUGCCGGCGGUGCUGUGCCGGGUGCGGCAGACGGAGGACGAGUGGAUCGAGCACUGGGAGGAGGUGAUGCGGCGGUUCGUCGGCAACCCGCUGGUGGUGGGCGCCGACCUGCGCAACGAGGUGCGCGGCGUGUGGGGCACCAUGACGUGGGACCGCUGGGCGACGGCCGCCGAGCGCGCGGGCAACCGCCUGCUGGCCAUGAACCCGGACUGGCUGAUCAUCGUGGGCGGUACCGAGUCGCAGAACGACCUCACGGGCGUCGCGCGCCGGCCCGUGGUGCUCGACCUGCCCGAUCGCGUCGUCUACUCGGCCCACGUCUACUCGUGGAGCGGCUGGGGCAGCAUCGGCGGCCGCUACGCCCAGCGCACCUACGCCAGCUUCGUCCAGUCCAUGCGCAAGAACUGGGCCUACCUGGUCGAGGGCGACAUCGCGCCCGUGUGGGUGGGCGAGUUCGGCGCCCCCGCCACCCCCGGCCAGGGCGAUGCCAACUACUGGCGGAAUUUGAUGCGUUACCUCAAGGCGAUCGAUGCCGACUUUGGCUACUGGGCUAUCAACCCGCGCAAGCCCAAGGACGACGAGAAGGAGUCGUACUCGCUUGUCGAGGAUGACUGGGCCACGCCCGUGCUGGACUACAGGAUGAAGGAUAUGACGGAGCUGAUACGGGCCGGGGCCGAAGAGGGGGGAAGUGAAGGGGAGAGGUAG
Molecule: messenger RNA, 1278 nt
Organism: Chaetomium fimeti
Lineage: Eukaryota; Fungi; Ascomycota; Sordariomycetes; Sordariales; Chaetomiaceae
Product: glycoside hydrolase superfamily
Exons: 1
Coding region: 1-1278 (425 amino acids)
Molecular function (GO): hydrolase activity, hydrolyzing O-glycosyl compounds
Source: RefSeq, a predicted model, not a curated record